AUGGGUGGCAGCAAGAAAAAUCGACGCAAGAACCCAACCGACGACGGCGGAGUUGAUCUCCUCAGCCUUGCUUUCAAUCUGCCCACACGCCGCGACAUCGAGCGUGCAGAUAGAGAAGCGGCCCAAGCCCAAUCGCACUCGCAGAGUAUCAGAAUUCAAUACGACCCAGGCGAUGAAUCGAGUGACAAUGAGUCGCUGUCGACACUCGAUCUAAAUGCCAGCAAACCAACCGCGGAAGAAGUCGAUGAGACCCCAAAGGCUCAAAAAUCAUCCAAGCCUCGCCCUGAGCGCCAAUUGAAGCCAAAGGGGCACAUCUUCCAGCGCUCUUCUCCCAGACACAAGCCAAAGAGAGUUGAUGCUGAGCCGUCACCUACUUGCCGAGCCUCGAAGCGAGACUCCUCCAAGGCUCGUGAAAGAUCCUCUUCGAGCCCAGCCACUCUCCGAGCUUCGUCUCCUGCCUCUUCCAUCCCAUCUUCAGCUACUUUCCCGCGGUCCACCUCCAACUAUUCCCAACCGCAGUUCUACCAACCCGUGUUUGCUUUUCCUGCGGGCUCUGUGUAUCCCCCGACACAAUAUUAUCCAGCUUUGACAAAGGCCGAUUCUGCCUCUGAUGCUGUUCAGCAUGUGCCUUUUCCUCUGUACACACUGGCCCCUACAAACAUGCCCAAAUCGCAUCAACCUAGCUCAAUUUCUCAGGAGGUCCAACGCAUUCAGAGCAAGCUCGAUAAAGUGGUGGUAGAGCUCUCUAAACACCCAGAAGAUGCCACCUUGAGAAGCGAGCUAUCAGCUUUGCAAACAGAGCUGAAUACUCGACUGAACACGCUGCUCGGCAUGACCCCUCCGAAGGAAGCCAACAUGUCCGAAAACUCUGAGCUUCGCGAUUCGAAGACAAAGCCCAAAAAGUCUACGACUCAGUCUCACUCUAUAACUGCUCAGAGAGAGAUGAGCCCCAAGAGAAAAAUGCGCCAUCAUCUUUGCACAGGCUGCGGCAAAGUUCGCUCUUCCAACUAUCACACCAAGCACCCAAUUGUUCCGGGAGGCAGGCCGUCUAUGAAUUACUGUGAAGACUGCUUCGAAGAAAACGUUGAGGAUGGGGCUUUGGACCAUCAUUUCUGCUAUGGGUGCGGAAAUGUCAGAUCCAAAGAGUUUCAGAGAAACCACCCAAUCUCGAAUGGCGAAAGGCCUUUUCCCAAUUACUGCUCGGUCUGCGUGGAGGAAAUCCGAUCUGCCGAGGCCAUCGCAGACGUCUCUAUGGUUGAUUUUGCGCCGAGUCGUUCCCACAAGAGCAGCUCAUAUACUGGUUCUGCCCGCAAUCGCACUCGGAAUGGUGUGCCCGCAAAAUCAUCGAACUCAGGGCCUGGUCCAGAAAACCAUCAGAAUCAAUUGGAUACUUUGCUUUUCUCGGCUCAUACAAAUGGUAGCAACGAUGUUAGCUCUCUCGAAGCAAAGAAAGCUCCGCAACCGCUGAAGCUUUCGACAAACGGCCCUCAGCUCAGCCCCUCGAACUCCUCGCCUGAUUCGCCCUACUAUCCAGUUCGCAACACUGGAUCAUCUCAGAGACGGGCAGAGCGGAGUCCUCUAAGUAGCCCAGGAAGUCAAUAUGGCAGCUCUCCAAAUACUUCGACGACGCCAAGAUACCAGGCUCCUUAUGUCGAAGAUAUAUUCUCACCUAUUCACCAAACAAGCAAGCUGCCAAUAGAUAACCGUAAUUCCUCCAAAUUCUCUUCUUACGGCCACAGAGGGAACAUCUUUCAUCCAGCGGCUCCUGAAGAUGAGCAGGAAUCAGUCAUUCGCUCCGACAAAGCCCCCCACUCUGAAAUAUCCGAAGAAGCAUCCGAUAAUUCUACGGAGAGUCACACUUCCACUGAUGAUUCAGCCCAAUCCACUGGAAGCAAGAGUGUGAAAUUCAGAUCAAAGGUCGACAUUCGUCUUUCAGACUCUCGCGCUUCAAGUAAUGCCUCUUCGCAUGCCAAGGUUCUUGAGGAAGAUAUCAAGCCCAACGAGGAGACCAUACCCAGCCGCGUGGGUAUAUUUGGAACUUCGCCAAAGAAGUCACAAACUGGCUAUUAUGCAAGAACGCAAGAGCCUUACAACUCUGCCUCCUCUUUUGCAGGAGGGGAUGGGGAUGGCGAAGCUAUCCCUGAGAGAGGUUACAGAGGAGCUUUCUCUAAAGACAGCCCUGCAACUUCAUGGCUGCCCCCUAUGUCUAUGUCUAGUGCCAGCGGAGACCAUUGGUACUCAAGUCCUUUUGCAUAUCAAUCUACCACGGCACCCAGCAUAGAUAGCUACACAGGAUUCAACCCAGACAGAAAGUCAACCUUCAACUAUGGCUCUAGCGGUGGGGUUAGAACUGAACCCGGCCGGCCGCCUCUUCGUGCCACUCGCAGUGCAUUUAAUUCAGCAAAUGCCGGCACAGCGGCCGCUUAUCCAGGCGAUGGAGGAGACUGGGAGUCACAAAGGCCUCCUCCUUCCCCAACUGCUAGCUCGCAAGCUCAAGGAUCCCCAGAGUCGCCAAGCAACCAUUGGAAGAGCUAUACGUCGCCCUAUGCCGGAGGACCAAGCACCCAGUCUUCCUUCAGAAAAGGUUCAUCCUGGAAUAAUUUCCCUUCUAGAUUUGACUCUGAUUGUUACGCAAUGCAAGAUGACUCUUCAUUCAGCCAAAGCGUGUUUAGCGACUACUCUCAACCUAGUAGUAAUCCUUACUAUCAGCCUCGCAAACGACCAUUUCCGGAUCUGAAUGAUUACUGCUCUUUUGGCACUUGGGCACCGCGCGUUCCGGGCAAAUGGGCAAAAGACUACCAGAGCACAGCCCAGCCUCCUCAGCAAACGCCGUACUGGAUGUCUGAGCCCAUCAUUGAGGAACCAGAUUCUCCCGAGAGCUCGCCGGGCAAGCGAACCAAUAUGAUCGAAUUUGACGAAAUUGAUAUUUCUCCUGCAUCUGCCAGUAACGUCACUAGUGUACUCUUUCCUGACCUAGGAAGCUUUGUGGACCACGAACAUCAAUCAGAUGAUGACUCUGACAAGGAGAAUGCGAUCAGUAAAAGCAGCCGCGACACCUCAUCUUUCGACUAG
Trichoderma gamsii is the source of this 3072-nucleotide messenger RNA. RefSeq lists its product as hypothetical. The transcript has 3 exons. The coding region runs from base 1 to 3072 and encodes 1023 amino acids. The record is from RefSeq and is a predicted model, not a curated record. Lineage: Eukaryota; Fungi; Ascomycota; Sordariomycetes; Hypocreales; Hypocreaceae.